GUUUUUAUGGAAAAGUGCAAUACCGGUGCGUUGGAAGGCCAGCACAAACGCAAAAGUGGAAAACUGAUUUCCAUGUCAGAGCAAAAUUUAGUUGACUGCAGCAGGAAAUACGGAAACGAAGGUUGUAACGGUGGAUUGAUGGAUAAUGCUUUUACCUACAUCAAGGAAAACCAUGGUAUUGAUACUGAAGUCUCAUAUCCAUAUGAAGACAAGAAGUGCCGUUUUAAUCCCAACACUGUUGCAGCCGUUGAUUACGGAUUCAUCGACAUACCCGAAGGAGAUGAACAAAAGCUGAAAGAAGCUAUUGCAACCGUUGGACCUAUUUCCGUUGCUAUCGACGCUUCGCAGGAAAGUUUUAUGUUCUAUCAUAGAGGAAUUUAUCAGGAAAAACACUGCAGUUCCUCUUCACUGGAUCACGGAGUUCUAGCCGUAGGCUACGGAACGAAUAACGGGACGGACUACUACAUCGUGAAGAACAGCUGGGGAGAACAAUGGGGUGACAAAGGGUAUAUUUUAAUGGCUCGCAACAGGCGGAAUAUGUGCGGAAUCGCGACGGCGGCAAGCUAUCCUAUUGUGUAA
Soboliphyme baturini is the source of this 579-nucleotide messenger RNA. The record is from the annotation of a GenBank genome assembly. NCBI's taxonomy places the organism in Eukaryota, Metazoa, Nematoda, Enoplea, Dioctophymatida, Soboliphymatidae.